AACCCAAAACCUUAGAUAAUUGUUUACUCUAAAAAGAUGGGUUUUAACCUCAUCAUCUCUCUCCUUCUUUUUCUUCCACUUCUAACAGUCACAAUCUUGUCGGGAGCCGAGCAGGCUUUGGCUUCCGACAACACACUCCUCGUGAACAGCCACCACCACCACAACAGCACGGCAGUUUCCGGCAAUGGUGGGAUGUCGUCACUGAGAGGGAAGAAGCAGAGGAGGUCUUCAAGUUGUAACUUGUUCCAAGGCCGAUGGGUGUUCGAUGCUUCGUAUCCUUUCUAUGGUUCGUCCACGUGUCCUUUCAUCGACGGCGAGUUUGACUGUCUCAAGUUCGGUCGACCUGACAAACAGUUCCUCAAGUACUCUUGGCAACCUGAAUCUUGCUCCAUCCCAAGGUUCGACGGUGCGGCGUUUCUGAGGAAAUGGAGAGGGAAGCGAGUCAUGUUCGUGGGAGACUCACUGAGUCUGAACAUGUGGGAAUCAUUGGGAUGUAUGAUACAUGCGUCGGUACCAAACGCCAAGACCACUUUUCUCAAGCGUACCCCACUCUCUACACUCACUUUCCAGGAAUAUGGAGUGACGUUGUAUCUAUAUAGAACACCAUACAUAGUGGAUAUAUCCAAAGAGAAAGUAGGGCGUGUGCUUAACCUUGGAGCCAUUGAUGGAGGUGCUAAUUUAUGGAAAAACAUGGACGUUCUUGUCUUCAAUUCUUGGCAUUGGUGGACUCAUAAAGGCCAAUCUCAAGGGUGGGAUUAUAUUAGAGAUGGGUCGUCUUUGGUGAGAGACAUGAACCGUCUUGACGCUUUCUAUAAAGGACUUACUACUUGGGCUCGAUGGGUUGAUCAAAACGUUGAUACCUCCAGAACCAAAGUGUUCUUCCAAGGCAUUUCUCCCACUCACUACGAGGGAAGGGAAUGGAACGAGCCGAGGAAGAGUUGUAAUGGUCAAGCGCAGCCUUUGAGUGGAUCAAAUUACCCAAGUGGUCAGCCUCCAUCUGCAGGAGUUGUGUCCAAAGUGUUGAAUGCGAUGAGGAAGCCUGUCUUCUUGCUCGAUAUCACUACUUUGUCUCAGUUGAGAAAAGAUGCCCAUCCUUCUAUUUAUGGUGGCGAUGGAGGAACAGAUUGUAGCCAUUGGUGCCUCCCAGGGUUGCCUGAUACUUGGAACCAGCUUCUCUACGCAGCUCUUUCGAUGUGACGCGCGUGCAAGAAAUCUCUAUAAAGAAAAAGUGCAAAACACCUUUAUUCUGUAAAUUACAUUCUUGGAGGUGCAAAGAAUCUGACAGAUUUACUUUUGGGGAAUUCAGUGAAGACUACAAGCAUACAGAAGAUGGAUCGUAAAGAGCACCUUUUAUAUUCUUUUCGUGUGGGGAAACAAUAAUCUUAAAAUUCGUCUAGUGUUGUGUGAUGCAAUAGAAAUAGAUUAAUAACAAAGGAGACAUUCUCAGCAUAAUAAUACAUCAGUUUGGUAAUUCCUUGUUUAAA
Messenger RNA from Eutrema salsugineum, 1484 nucleotides. Its product is annotated as protein trichome birefringence-like 38. Bases 37 to 1197 code for a protein of 386 amino acids. Gene Ontology annotation, molecular function: O-acetyltransferase activity. The record is from RefSeq and is a predicted model, not a curated record. The transcript has 5 exons. Lineage: Eukaryota; Viridiplantae; Streptophyta; Magnoliopsida; Brassicales; Brassicaceae. Gene Ontology annotation, cellular component: Golgi apparatus.